This is a messenger RNA of Camelina sativa (false flax), 1092 nucleotides long. The record is from RefSeq and is a predicted model, not a curated record. NCBI's taxonomy places the organism in Eukaryota, Viridiplantae, Streptophyta, Magnoliopsida, Brassicales, Brassicaceae.
UGCAGAUCAGAGAGAUGGAUUGAAGAAUGAAGUAGAAGACUCAAGUCUGCUUUAGGAACCCAUGGUGUCAUCGACAACACCAGUUAUGAUGAAGGUGAUGAAGUAUGCUUUGUUUGCUCUUGUGUCCAGACUGUCCGUUUUAAGAAUGAGAAAUGCCCUAGACCAAUGUGCUAUACAAGGCCUAUGGAAGUGAAAAGGAGGACACCCCAAAUUGUAAUGUCCCCGAAUUUGAGAUUCUAUAGGAAGCUCGUGAUGUGUGCUUCAUGGCAAGAUUUGAGGGAUCAUAUGCGGGGAGCUGGUGAUGUGUGCUUUGCUGAGGCCACUCGAGACAGGUUGUGAGUCUUCCUCCUUGUCCACUUCAAAUUCUCCCCAUCCAUAAGUUCAUCGUGGAUGAGUUAGAUAUGGCGGUUUAAUUCAGCCACGUCAUAAUAUUCUCUCUUUGUAAUAUUCAAUCACCGUCUCUUCUCUUCAAGUUGUAUUUUGAUUUACUACCCAGUACCCACAUGAUUACGGAUUGCUCUCUGUUCAUCUUAUGCUUUUGCUCUCUCUCUUUAUCCACGACUCUUCAGCUCUUCAUAUUUGGGUUAUGGUUGAUCCUUUUAUCGAUGAGGGUGAUGUCUCAAGGAGGCACGGAUACGUUUCGCUUCUUCUAAGGUCUUCAAGGGUUAUGGUUGAUGCGUUUAUCGAUGAGGGUGAUGUAUCAAGGAGACAAGGAUACGUUUCGCUUCUUCUCUGUGCUAACGUCUUCAAGGGUGUUUUGGAAGCGAAUUAUGAUAUGAUCAGGUCACUGCAUAUUCUUCUCCAUGCUUUCUCACAGGUGUUGCGGAAGGGAACUAUUAUCGGAUCAUCACGUAUUCCUCUCCAGGCUACAGAUUCGUGGAUGGCUUUGACCGAUCGUCACUCUGAUGAUUCAUGUUAUUCUUCUAGGGUUUGGUUUCUAAAUUCAUGGGUUGCUUUUUAUCCUGUGAUAUUCUUCUAAACACGAAGUCGCAUCUCUGAUUAUUAUUUCAACCUAUCAUCGUUUACACUUAGCUAGUUUUUUAUGUUCAUUGAAAACGGUCUUUCUGGUUUUAUUUAUUUAUUUAUUUAUUU